This is a messenger RNA of Meriones unguiculatus (Mongolian gerbil), 2447 nucleotides long. It is a transcript of the gene G6pd, whose product is annotated as glucose-6-phosphate dehydrogenase. The coding region runs from base 130 to 1713 and encodes 527 amino acids. Gene Ontology annotation, biological process: glucose metabolic process; pentose-phosphate shunt, oxidative branch. The transcript has 13 exons. The record is from RefSeq and is a predicted model, not a curated record. NCBI's taxonomy places the organism in Eukaryota, Metazoa, Chordata, Mammalia, Rodentia, Muridae. Gene Ontology annotation, molecular function: NADP binding; glucose-6-phosphate dehydrogenase activity. Gene Ontology annotation, cellular component: cytosol.
UGAAGCUCCUCCCCUCCUGCCUCUCCUGAGGCGGGUCAGCUCAGUCAAAGCACCCGCCCUCCUGCGUUAAAUGGGCCAGCAAGCGCAGCCCCCGGAAACAGGCUGUGCACUCCAGAGCUGUGAGCGUGUAUGGCAGCGGCAACUAAACUAACCGCAGAAAACAUCAUGGCAGAGCAGGUGGCCCUGAGCCGGACCCAGGUGUGUGGGAUCCUGAGGGAAGAGUUGUACCAGGGUGAUGCCUUCCACCAAGCUGACACACACAUAUUUAUCAUCAUGGGUGCAUCGGGUGACCUGGCCAAGAAGAAGAUCUAUCCCACCAUCUGGUGGCUGUUCCGGGAUGGCCUUCUACCGGAAGACACCUUCAUUGUAGGCUAUGCCCGCUCCAGACUCACAGUGGAUGACAUCCGCAAGCAGAGUGAGCCCUUCUUUAAAGCCACCCCAGAAGAAAGACCCAAACUGGAGGAGUUCUUUGCCCGUAACUCCUAUGUGGCUGGCCAGUAUGAUGAUCCAGCCUCCUACAAGCACCUUAACAGCCACAUGAAUUCCCUGCACCAGGGGUUGCAGGCCAACCGCCUAUUCUACCUGGCCUUGCCUCCUACAGUCUAUGAAGCUGUCACCAAGAACAUCCAAGAGACCUGCAUGAGUCAGACAGGCUGGAACCGCAUCAUAGUGGAGAAGCCCUUCGGGAGAGACCUGCAGAGCUCCAACCAGCUGUCAAACCACAUCUCCUCUCUGUUCCGUGAGGACCAGAUCUACCGCAUUGACCACUACUUGGGCAAGGAGAUGGUCCAGAACCUCAUGGUGCUGAGAUUUGCCAACAGGAUCUUUGGCCCCAUCUGGAACCGAGACAACAUUGCCUGUGUAAUCCUCACAUUUAAAGAGCCCUUUGGUACAGAGGGUCGUGGGGGCUACUUUGAUGAAUUUGGGAUCAUCAGGGACGUUAUGCAGAACCACCUCCUGCAGAUGUUGUGUCUAGUGGCCAUGGAAAAGCCUGCCUCCACAGAUUCAGAUGAUGUCCGUGAUGAGAAGGUCAAAGUGUUGAAAUGUAUCUCAGAGGUGGAAACCUGCAAUGUCGUCCUUGGCCAGUAUGUGGGGAACCCAAAUGGAGAAGGAGAAGCUACCAAAGGGUACUUAGAUGAUCCCACAGUGCCCCAUGGGUCCACCACUGCCACCUUUGCAGCAGCUGUCCUCUAUGUGGAGAAUGAACGGUGGGAUGGGGUACCUUUCAUCCUGCGCUGUGGCAAAGCCCUGAAUGAGCGCAAGGCUGAGGUGAGACUGCAGUUCCGCGAUGUGGCAGGCGACAUCUUCCACCAGCAGUGCAAGCGUAACGAGCUGGUGAUCCGUGUGCAGCCCAAUGAGGCUGUAUACACCAAAAUGAUGACCAAGAAGCCUGGCAUGUUCUUCAACCCUGAGGAAUCUGAACUGGACCUGACCUAUGGCAACAGAUACAAGAAUGUGAAGCUCCCUGAUGCUUAUGAACGCCUCAUCCUGGAUGUCUUCUGUGGGAGCCAGAUGCACUUUGUCCGCAGUGAUGAACUCAGGGAAGCCUGGCGUAUCUUCACACCACUGCUGCACAAGAUUGAUCGUGAGAAGCCCCAACCCAUCCCCUAUGUUUAUGGCAGCCGCGGGCCCACAGAGGCAGAUGAGCUGAUGAAGAGAGUGGGCUUCCAGUAUGAGGGCACGUACAAGUGGGUGAAUCCUCACAAGCUCUGAGAACUUACACCAUCUUCACUUUGCCCCUUUUGGCGACCCUUCCUGCAUCUGCCCUCACCAUCUAUCCCUAUAUUACAACUAUUGACCCCAUAUUGGAAGGACUUUGGGACCAUAGGCCUUAGCCACACAUUCCAAUCCCAUUCUCUGUCCUAUGCUGUUGCUGUCGCUGCCACUACUGCUGCUGCCACUGCCACUACCAUUGACUCAAGCUACAUUCCUCAACUACCAGGCAUUCAGAACUCACUGUACUACUUUAUGGGCCGCCAUUGCCCCUAUCUGAGCCACCCACCUUUCCGCAGAUCCGAAUCACCCUCUCCCCUCCAGCCCCUGCAGAAAGAAGAAAAACACCUCUCAGAAAGUCCCUAGACUCCCUAAGACAGGAGUUAGGAACAAUGGGAAGAAACCUUGGGCCUCAGAGGGACAAUGAGCAAACCAUACUCCCUAUGGGCAAGGACCUCAGAACUUGAAGGAAAUGGUCAAGGACACCCAUGUGAGAGGACCUGCCUGUGGCCACCCUGCCUAAAUGUGCUACUUGACAUUCCUCCUCACCAGCUGGAAGAGACCUCACGCUGCCUAGCAAUAUUUUGGGGCCCUAGCUAGAUACCUCCUAACAAACUCAGUACUCCAUAGUCAACCUCAUCCCACACAUAGGUAGCCUCCUGACCAAAGGAAGGCAGGAGCAGCAGCUAGGAUUUACCUACCCCAACCUGCCAUUAAAUUCUCAAACAAUUUUA